Paraglomus occultum is the source of this 1005-nucleotide messenger RNA. Lineage: Eukaryota; Fungi; Glomeromycota; Glomeromycetes; Paraglomerales; Paraglomeraceae. The record is from the annotation of a GenBank genome assembly.
AUGAUUAAAAAGUUGUCUGGUCAAUAUUCAGACAUUUUCUCCGAAGUAAAGGAACAAUAUCCUUCAAUUAUUAGCGAUAAACUUUUCUCGAAUUUAAAGGAGGAAACAAAAUCAGUUGAGGAUUUUGUCAAAGCAGAAGAGAAUUAUCAAAAAUCUCCUUCUGAUAAUGGCAACGAUAAUAGUGGAAAUGGCACGAACAACAAGGGCAAUUCAAAUAACAAUGGUAAUUCCAACGGCUCAAAUGGAGGAGGCAACACGCCCUCUUCCUCAAACAAUUCCGAACUGGAAGAGAAGAUAAAAGAUUUGCAAAAUCAAUUAAGCACAGUCAAAAAAGAAUUAGGAAAAAAACAACAGCAAAAUCCUAAUUCUAGUGAUAGUUUACAAGAAGAACGAAAAAAGGAUGAAUUAGAAAGGGAAUUGGAAAGAUUAAAUCGAGAAAAAGAGAAUAACAAAAAGACAGGAAGACAAAACCCCCAAAAACAGCAAGAAGCAAAAAGAAGUAAAGUUAGUUCAUUUAAAAUAAAGCAUAUGACUAAUAAAAACCAAAAACAAAAGUCCUUUAAGGAAUAUUUACAAGAAAUUGAGGACCCUAAAAAUAACAGCGAAAUAAAUUAUGCUUUACCGGAAAACCCAACCCCUUUACAAGUCGCCAAGUUUGAAAUCUGUCAGGAGAUUUUAGGUUAUAAACUAGAUAACGACUUAACUCGUGAGCAGGUAGCGGAAAAAAUAGGAAUAAGCAAAGCGGAAACGGAGGAUAUUUUAUUUUGCCAUAUUGAGGAGUUUACUUUGGAUAGAUUGGUAGAUUAUGCUAGUAAAUUAUUAGAUCCUAUUCAACAUUUUAGCAAAGAGGAUAAUGAAUGGCAAUGGACUUAUGAAAUAAAGAUUAUUUUCAAUAAGAACCAUAUAAUUGCGAUUACUAUUACCGACCAUUAUCAGAAACAUCCAGGUCGAGAGCAAAUUACCAAUGAACUGAUUUUGGAACUGUUGAAAAAGUUAAAUGGUUGA